This is a messenger RNA of Mauremys reevesii (Reeves's turtle), 1683 nucleotides long. Its product is annotated as collagen alpha-1(III) chain-like. Bases 1 to 1683 code for a protein of 560 amino acids. Gene Ontology annotation, molecular function: calcium ion binding. The transcript has 2 exons. Lineage: Eukaryota; Metazoa; Chordata; Testudines; Geoemydidae. The record is from RefSeq and is a predicted model, not a curated record.
AUGGGGAUGCCAGUGACUGAAUUCAAGGCCAAUUCCCGGGGGAGGCUGCAGAGCCAGAUAGACGCCAUCCGGGGGCCCCCUGCCAGAGACGCCAUCUGGGGGUCCCCUGGCAGAGACGCCAUCCGGGGGCCCCCUGCCAGAGACGCCAUCCGGGGGUCCCCUGGCAGAGACACUAUCCGGGGGUCCCCUGGCAGAGACGCCAUUUGGGGGUCCCCUGCCAGAGAUGCCAUUCAGGGGCUCCCUGCCAGAGACGCCAUCCGGGGGCCCCCUGCCAGAGACGCCAUCCGGGGGGCUCCCUGCCAGAGACGCCAUCCGGGGGUCCCCUGCCAGAGACGCCAUCCGGGGGGCUCCCUGCCAGAGACGCCAUUCGGGGGUCCCCUGCCAGAGACGCCAUCCGGGAGCCCCCUGCCAGAGACGCCAUCCGGGGGUCCCCUGCCAGAGACGCCAUCCGGGGGCCCCCUGCCAGAGACGCCAUCCGGGGGCCCCCUGCCAGAGACGCCAUCCGGGAGCCCCCUGGCAGAGACGCCAUCCGGGGGUCCCCUGGCAGAGACGCCAUCCGGGAGCCCCCUGCCAGAGACGCCAUCUGGGGGCCCCCUGCCAGAGACGCCAUUCGGGGGUCCCCUGCCAGAGAUGCCAUUCGGGGGUCCCCUGCCAGAGACGCCAUCCGGGAGCCCCCUGGCAGAGACGCCAUCCGGGGGCCCCCUGCCAGAGACGCCAUCCGGGAGCCCCCUGGCAGAGACGCCAUCCGGGAGCCCCCUGCCAGAGACGCCAUUCGGGGGCCCCCUGCCAGAGACGCCAUCCGGGGGGCCCCCUGGCAGAGACGCCAUCCGGGGGCCCCCUGCCAGAGACGCCAUCCGGGAGCCCCCUGGCAGAGACGCCAUCCGGGAGCCCCCUGCCAGAGACGCCAUUCGGGGGUCCCCUGCCAGAGACGCCAUCCGGGGGUCCCCUGCCAGAGACGCCAUCCGGGAGCCCCCUGGCAGAGACGCCAUCCGGGAGCCCCCUGGCAGAGACGCCAUCCGGGGGCCCCCUGCCAGAGACGCCAUCCGGGGGUCCCCUGCCAGAGACACUAUCCGGGAGCCCCCUGGCAGAGACGCCAUCCGGGAGCCCCCUGGCAGAGACACUAUCCGGGAGCCCCCUGGCAGAGACGCCAUCCGGGGGUCCCCUGCCAGAGAUGCCAUCCGGGAGCCCCCUGGCAGAGACGCCAUUCAGGGGCUCCCUGCCAGAGACGCCAUCCGGGGGUCCCCUGCCAGAGACGCGAUCUGGGGGUCCCCUGCCAGAGAUGCUGUCUGGGGGCCCCCUGCCAGAGACGCCAUUCGGGGGUCCCCUGCCAGAGACACUAUCCGGGGGCCCCCUGCCAGAGAUGCCAUCCAGGAGCCCCCUGCCAGAGACACUAUCUGGGGGUCCCCUGCCAGAGACGCCAUCCGGGGGCUCCCUGGCAGAGACACCAUCCGGGGGCUCCCUGCCAGAGACGCCAUUUGGGGGCCACCUGCCAGAGACACCAUUUGGGGGUCCCCUGCCAGAGACGCCAUUUGGGGGCCACCUGCCAGAGACACUAUCUGGGGGCCCCCUGCCAGAGACGCCAUUCGGGGGUCCCCUGCCAGAGAUGCCAUUUGGGGGCCACCUGCCAGAGACACUAUCUGGGGGUCCCCUGCCAGAGAUGCCGUCCGGGGGCCCCCUGCCUGA